CAGCACUAGUGGCUGGCUAGCUAAGUAUUAGCAUUCUCAGCACUAGUGGCUGGCUAGCUAGCUAUGAGCAUUCUCAGCACAAGUUGCUCAUAGCUCUUAGCUAGCACUAGUGGCAGGCUAGCUAAGUAUUAGCAUUCUCAGCACUAGUGGCAGGCUAGCUAUUAGCAUUCUCAGCACUAGUGGCUGGCUAGCUAAGUAUUAGCAUUCUAAGCACUAGUCAUUUAAUAACAUUAGGAUCGAAACACACACAACUCCAGUCAUCAUUGUCAGUUACUGUGAAUAAUAUACAUAUUGUUUGAAGGUCUGGAUGAAGCCCAUAAGUUACAAUGAAUAAUAUUCAUAUAAAACAACGUGAAUAUUUCACUUAAGCAUUUUUGAAAAUCUAGACACACAAAUAUUUUUUGUUGAAUGUUAUUUGCAGGUCUGGAUGAUGCCCGUAACACUGCUCACCUGGCCUGGAGGAUGAUGAGGGAUGGCUCUGUGAUGAAGAUUACACGCAGUCUGGAGAGGGCACCUUUGAAGACCAAACCCCUGUUUGGAAAUGGGAACGUGCCAGGGGAUGGUUGUCCUGGCAACAAGAGGGAUAACAAAACCACUUUCAAAAACCCCUCCAAGACGACAGAGAGCGGCGGCGGCGGCCAUCUUGAAAAUCGACCCAACAGCAAGCCAGUUAGCAACACGGACGUUGUUGAGACACGACCCAAGCCUUCAGACAACAUGGUUCCCAACACAGAGGUGAACUCCAACUUAACUGCUGAACCUGUUCAGUAUCAGAGUAUUGUCUCACCAAAGACCCUUCUCAAUGGUGUGACCACUCCAAUGUGUGGUGGUGGUGGUGGUUGUAGCAGAACAGGUAGAAUAGAACCAAAGACCCUUCUCAAUGGUGUGACCACUCCAAUGUGUGGUGGUGGUGGUGGUUGUAGCAGAACAGGUAGAAUAGGAGCCAUACGGUCCGUCUCCUCUCCUAUGACUUUCAAUAUCCCCUCUCCUCAUCACUACAACAACAGCCUCGUUCUGGUCUCCACCACUGUGAAUUGCAUUACCCAUCUAGCCCAGCCAGACCUGACACAUGACCCGGAAACAGGAAGUAUGGAGGAGGACGUGCCUAUCUCGUGCGGUUCGUAUGACGACGUCGUAUUGGAGGAGGACUGGGAUGUCACGGUUGGUGACGAGGCUUCUGUUGCUGAUGUGUACACAGAGAACCUGAGGUUUGAGGUGGAUGAUAACUCGGUUUAUGGGAGAACCUUGCUGUGUCCAAGCCCAGUACAUUCAAAUCCUGGUAGAGGUCCAACCAACAGUAGGCCGAGGUCCAAUACCACCAACACGCCCUGCCAACAUCUGACCAGCCUGGUACACAAGACCGAUACUAGAACAUCCUCCAGUAACUUGGUGUCUUUCAAGGCUGGGACAACAAGGACCUACAACACUUCUGCACCCAACAGUCUGUCCACUUCCUCUUUUGUCACACCCAGACCUGUUACCCCUGGCUCAAACCUCUCAGAUACACGGUCAAGACUGAACACGGAAACGUCAAACUCCUUUGUGAUCGAGAAGAACAACAAGAACGACUCGAGAACAUCCUCCAGUUCUGCAAAAGCUGCGACAACGAGGAUAUACAACACCUCUGGGUCAAAUAGUUCAUGUAGUUUCUCCUUCGACAAACCCAGACCUGUUACCCAUGAUUCCAACCGCUCAGCUACACGGUCAAGACCGCAAACGGCAACAUGGAACAACUCCUUUGUGAUCUACAAGGACAAGCCGAGAGCCUCAAAUACCACUUCCACAUCCAAUACCUCAACAGCAUCCAAUACCUCAACAGCAUUCAAUACCUCAACAGCAUUCAAUCAUUCCUUUGUCAAACCCAGACCAGGCCUCCAGAACUCCAACCUCCAUGCUACACGGUCACGACCUCUCACAACAAAAAACCCUGGUAACUCCUUCGCACCCAUGUCCUCUACUACAAACCUUCCCAAUCCUUCCGUCACUAGACCCAAACCAGUUACCGCCAGCAGUGACUCUAACCUCUCUGCUUCAAAGACACCAAACGGCUCUGCAUCCAGUCUCUCCUUUGCCAGGCCCGGCCCUGUCGUCCAUCACCCCGACCCGUCGACUUCACGUUCAAGGCUGCACUCGGAGACGCCAAACACAUCUUUCACGAUCCACAAGUACUCCUCUUGCCUCUCCUCUGUCGCUCGUCCUUCUGUCGGUGGAUCGUUCUCCGUCCUCUCCUCGUCCGUUAACCGCUCCUCGCUCCCGCCGACCCGCAGCACCAAGAUCACGGCCCCGCUGUGCGACUGCGGGCGGCGAGCCAAGCGUCUAACGGUGUGUAACGGCGGUCCGAACCAAGGCCGAGCGUUCUACUGCUGCACGGUGCGUAAACACGGCCCCGGGGGGACCAGGAAGGGAUGUGAGUUAUUUAAGUGGGAGUCUGCUCUCCUCCAGGCUAAAUCACCAGCCUCCGCUGCCAACUCCAUCGCUCUGCGUUUUGGUCUCAACUCCAGUGUUGUUCGUCCCCCUGUCGUCGUCUAGGACGAGAUAUCAGUUGGCUUGAGGUCAUAAGGAAAUGCUAUUGAGAGUCUCCCUCUCAUCCAAUGGGUUUGGAGAGGACAUAAGAAAUCAAGGAAAUGCAAUUGAGAUUCUCCUCACAAAGGUGUCAUAUUUUAAACUGUACUUUAUGUAUGAUGCGUUGUUGUAUUUUUUUUGUAUAUGAUUUAUGUCCGCAUACUAAAUCUGGUGCAUUCAUUGACCAAUAUCCUGUACAGUUUCUAAAUAGAAUUUUAUCUUCCAUAAUGUGAGAUGACAUGAUGUCAUAAUGAAAUGUAAAGUACCUUUUUUAGGUCGGCACUGUCAUAAUAAAAGAUGUCAUGAACUGUAUUUACAUGGGUUCUAUUGUUGUAAAUUUAACAGUUGAGGUCGGAACCAAAAUGGACAUUUUAUAAAAAUGUUUUGUGUUCUGACAUAAGGACAGAAUUGCAAAUGGUCCCUCUUGCCGCCAAUAUUUUACAUGCGCAACAAUAGUGAAAUCGGCAGUUCGUCUUCAAAAUGAACUGUGAAUUAUGAGUGAGAAAGUUAGUGGGUCAAAGAUCUAACCCCCCCAAGACAUGCUAAUCUCUCCUGUUAUUGUAAUGGUGAGAGGUUAGCAUGUCUUGGGGUUAUGAUA
Messenger RNA from Oncorhynchus gorbuscha (pink salmon), 3160 nucleotides. Its product is annotated as ERI1 exoribonuclease 2-like. NCBI's taxonomy places the organism in Eukaryota, Metazoa, Chordata, Actinopteri, Salmoniformes, Salmonidae. Bases 409 to 2529 code for a protein of 706 amino acids. The transcript has 2 exons. The record is from RefSeq and is a predicted model, not a curated record. Gene Ontology annotation, molecular function: zinc ion binding; nucleic acid binding.